This is a messenger RNA of Nerophis ophidion (straightnose pipefish), 7568 nucleotides long. RefSeq names its product DENN domain-containing protein 5B-like. NCBI's taxonomy places the organism in Eukaryota, Metazoa, Chordata, Actinopteri, Syngnathiformes, Syngnathidae. The record is from RefSeq and is a predicted model, not a curated record. Gene Ontology annotation, molecular function: small GTPase binding; guanyl-nucleotide exchange factor activity.
AUCCGGUGCUUCGUCUCCACUCCCAGGCGGACUUCGAGAGAGCAGCACCCAGCCUGAGGACUGAGGACCGGGGGCAGGAGGCGACGAGCAGGGCUUCUUCUCACCGCGGUCGACCCCGCUAUGCUCGACCACCAGCAGCACCGCGACGUUUAGAAUCCUUUCCCCCACUGUUUUGUUUUCUUUAUCCCCCGCGUCGUCCCGAGGAUGAGCGCCUCCGCUUCGGCCACCGGCUCGGCUUCUUGCCGCUUCGCCCACUAUUUUGUCGUGUGUGGACUGGACGCGGACACGGGCCUGGAGCCGGACGAUGGAGCAGGCCAGAGCUUCGAGCAGAGCCCGAUUCACCGCUCCUUCAAGUCCAGAGUUCUGGUGCACUACCCUGAAAGCACGGACAGAAACCCCUUCAAUAAAGAUGCAGUCAACAUGCUCUGCAUGCCGAGAGGUCUCUCCUUCCGCACUCAGGCAGACCGGCGGGACUCCCACUUCCACUCUUUCACCAUCGGCUCCGCCGACGGCUCCCGCUCCUACGGCUUUGUCCACACCUUCUACGAGGAGGUGACCAGCGCACAGGUGGUCACGGCCAUGCAGACUCUGCACCAGAUGUACCACGUGGAACACCACCAAUCCUCCUCCUCCUCCUCCUCCUCCACCACGGCCUCCUCCGCCUCCUCGCCCUCCACCUCCAGCAUGGACUCCCUGGUGAGCAGCCUGGACGAGUCGGACGUGGACUCCCUGGCUGGGAACGCCGGCGCCGCCUCCGCCUGUUUGGGCUGCGCCAACUCCUUCGAGCCUUCUCACGACACCCUGUACGUGUCCAAAGCCCUCUGCCUGCUCACGCCGCUUCCUUUCCUUCAAGCUUCUCGCCAGUUCCUCGCUCAGCUGCACCAGGCCGUCGCCUCCCAAACGGCGCCGCCUCCGCUGGAGAGCUACAUCCACAACAUCCUCUUCGAGGUGCCCCUGCCGCCGCCCGGACGCUCGCUGAGGUUCCACGGCGUGCAGGGACCCAUAUUGUGUCAGCGGCCCGGCCCGGGUGAGCUGCCACGGGAGUAUCCUCUCGGAGAAGCCUUUUCCCUGCUGGGGGUGGACAACAUGGUGCGCCUUCUCACCUGUUCGCUGCUGGAGACGCAGAUACUGCUCUACUCGCAAGACUACCAGCGCUUGAUGACGGUGGCAGAGGGCAUCACCACUCUGCUCUUCCCGUUCCAGUGGCAGCACAUCUACCUGCCCAUCACCUCCGCACCUCUGCACCACCUCCUGGACGCACCCGUCCCCUUCCUGAUGGGCAUUCAGCGCAGGGAAGGCGCUCAGCGGUCCUCCCUGCACCUACCACAAGAGGCCAACCUUUGCUUCGUGGACAUCGACAACCGCUGCGUGGACGCCCCCGAGGGUCUCCCCGGCUUUCCGGACCAGACCGAGCUCGUGAAAGACCUGAGCGAGAUCCUGCGGCGUUUCGGGCUCCAAAAAGCCUCCAGCGCCUCUCCUCCUCUGAGCAGCCUGGAGGACCUGAUGGAGGACCGGCGCAACGGCAACCUGGCGGGCGACGAGCUGGAGGUCCUGGAGAGGCUGCAAGCUCUGGCGUGGCGGUGCGGCGCGGACAAGACGGCGGGCGGCGGCAAGACGCUGGGGCGCGUGUGGGAGGAGGAGGAGGAAACCCUGAGCACGGCAAAGAUGAACAUUCAGCUGAGGGAGGUGCUGGCCGGGCGCUUCGCCGCCAUCUUCGGUCGCUACGAGGAGUUUGUCAUCCACGGAGCGUUUGAUCUGGAUUCCUGGCUGAGCAACCGGGAGGGAACGUUCAGCUUCGACAAGGGUUCCUUCCUCUCAGCUCAGCCCACCGCCCACUUGCGCUUCCUGUCCCGCUUCCUGGAGACGUCCAUGUUUUCGUCCUUUGUGGACAGCAAGGUGAUGUCUCGCUGGGCCGACCGGGAUCCGCUGCAGCAGCUCUUUGACAGCCGCCUGGAGACGGGGCGGCUGUGCGACGCGGACCACCAGGCGGACGGCGGCAACACCCGCUGCAGUGCCGGCCCCACCCUCUUUGAGUCAGCUCAGGCCAUUGAGCGCCGCCUGUUGAAGGCCGACCACACGGCCAUACACCCCCACCUGCUGGACAUGAGGAUCGGCCAGGGUCUCCACCAGCCCGGCUACUUCCCCAAGCUGCAGGCUGACGUGCUGGUGCAGGCGCAGAGCACCAACAAGCGGUCCAGUCGUGUCACAGCAUCGCGCAGAAGCGACACCAGGAGGACGCCAACCGCAGCAGAAGACGGCGAGCAAAGACAGAAGCACUCGCUGGCAAAGAAGUACCUCAACCAGCUCAAGUUUAUGGACCUGUCGCCUCAAGAGGUUGCUCGGACUCACAGAGAGUUUGUUCAGGGCUUGCUGAGCGAGUGUCGACUGAAGACCAAACGUAUGUUGAUGGAGAGAAUGGGGAAGGAGAGCGUGGAAGUGGGCGAAGUCAACAUCACUGGCCUGCAGGAGAGCACCCUGAUCCACGGCCUGUGUGACCUCCUGGAGAGAACCUGGGGCCACGGUCUGCAGAUGAAACAGGGGAAGUCGGCUCUCUGGUCCCACCUGCUUCAUUACCAGGCGACCCUGCCGAAGACCGACAUGCCAGCAGAGUCUCCAGGGUCCGAGCAGAGAACAUUUGAUGAUGCCACGCUCCUCCUGCGGGGAUCUUUGGUGCAAGAUAUGAGGUUCAUCCAAACUAUGAGCGAGGGUCUUUCUGAGGUGGGCCAAGCCCGAGCGUGGAUAAGUUUAGCUCUGGAGAAGAAGAUGCUGUCUCAACACCUUAAAGAGCUGCUCACGAACCAGGAGUUGCUCAGGCACUUGUACAAACCCCACGCCUUCCUGCUCUGCGAGGAAGAACGAGAGCAGUUCCUGUUCCAUCUUCUCUCCCUCAACACGGUGGACUACCUCUGCUUCACGCGGGCCUUCCACUCCAUCGAUAUUCCAUACCGGGUGGCGAUCAUCCCCAUGAAGAAGCUCAGCAUUGCCAUGGCGACCGUCAACCCCUGGGUGUGUGUGUCUGGAGAGAUGGGAGACUCAGGGGUCCGACAGAUCCCCAAGAACACGCAGGAUAUUUUCUUCCAGUGCAAGAACCUGGGACGGCUGAGCACUUUGCAGCUGGGACAGGAGAACUCGGGCCUGCUGGCCAAGUGUCUCAUCGACUGCGUGAUGGUCUACAACGAGAUCACGGGGCACACCUACAAGUUCCCGUGCGGUCGCUGGCUGGGCAAAGGCGUGGGCGACGGCAGCCUGGAGCGAGUCCUCAUCGGUCAGCUGGUGUCCCCGGGCGGAGACGAGGAUUCCGGAAGGUGGACGGGGACGCCGCCGCCGCCGCAGGAGCUGGCCUCGCCUUCCCAGGGCGUGCGUGCUGUGCUGGGAUCUCUUGGCAACCGAACCAGAGUUCUGUCUGUUGAAGUGCACGAGGACAUGAGGGAGGCGGCCAAUAAUCUGGUCAAGCACUUCCACAAACCUGAACAAGAGAGAGGAAACGUGACCGUCUUGUUAUGCGGCGAAGGAGGUCUGGUCGCCUCUUUGGAAAAGUUCCUCCUCCACGGCUUCAAGUCCAGUCGUCUUUUCCAGCGGAACGUCUUCGUCUGGGACUUCGUGGAGAAGGCAGUGGUUUCCCUGGAGACGGCGGAUCAAAAUGGCGACCUGCCGGGCUCCAUGCUGAGGAAGGAGCCGCCCUGCGACCUGCUCUGUCAUUACGUCAACUGCAUCAACGCCUCGCCGCGAAAUAUCGGGAAAGAGGGGAAGUUCCAGUUGCUGGUCUGCCUGGGAGUCAGGGACCGCCUCCUCUCCCAGUGGCUCCCCCUGCUGGCCGAGUGUCCCCUAACGGCGCGGACCUACGAAGACGGCGCUCUGAUGCGGGACCGCUCCGCCACGCACUCGCUCUCCCGCAUCCUGCACACGCUCAACGAGUUCACCGUCACGCUGGAAAGCUCUCUGGUCAAAGGUGUGGCGCUCUGACCCCGCCCCCACCGACGGGGACGUGGGUGGAACUCUGGCGUGCUGUAACAUAACGGUCCAAACCUUUUGCCUUGUUCCCUGAUGUAAAUGUCAUCACACUUGUGUUUUGCUCCAGGAAGUAGUCCUUUGUGUCAUUUCACUGUGGAAAAAAAAAACAACAACAAAACUCCCGGGACUGCGGUCACAUUGUUUGUUUUCCUCGCUUGUGUACGCUAAAACCAAUAGUGGGUGUGACGGCUUAGCAGCCUGGACGUUUACAUCUUUGGGACAUCAAUGCACUUUUAUUAUGUACAAACCCCAAAACCAGUGAAGUUGUCGCGUUGUGUAAAUGGUAAUGGCAUCGUCUUGCUGAAAUAAGCAGGGGCGUCCAUGUUAACCUUGCUUGGAUGACAACAUAUGUUGCUUCAAAAGCUGUAUGUACCUUUUCAGCAUUGGGCACUAAUACACCCCCAUACCAUCACACAUGCUGGCUUUUCCACUUUGCGCCCAGAACAAUCCGGAUGGUUCUUUCCCUCUUCGUUCCGGAGGACACGACGUCCACAGUUUCCAAAAACAAUUUGAAAUGUGGACUCUAGUCGGAACCGCAUGAUACUUUUCCACUUUGCAUCAGUCCAUCUUAGAUGAGCUCGGGCCCAGCGAAGCCGGCGGCGUUUUCGGGUGUUGUUGAUAAAUGGCUGUGGCUUUGCAUAGUAGAGUUUUAACUUGCGCUUGCAGAUGUAGCGACCGACUGUUGUUACUGACAGUGGUUUUCCGAAGUGUUCCUGAGCCCGUGUGGCGAUAUCCUUUACACACCGACGUCGCUUUUUGAUGCAGUACCCCCUGAGGCAUCCAUGGUUCGUAGUAUCAUCGCUUACGUGCGGUGAUUUCUCCAGAUUUUCUGAAACUUUUGACUAUAUUACGGAGCGUAGAUGGUGAAAUCCCUAAAUUCCUUGCAAUAGCUGGUUGAGAAAUGUUCUUCUUAAACAAUUUUCUCAGGUUUUGUUGACAUAACGGUCCAAACCUUUUGCCUUGUUCCCUGAUGUAAAUGUCAUCACACUUGUGUUUUUCUCCAGGAAGUAGUCCUUUGUGUCAUUUCACUGUGGGGAAAAAAAAACAACAACAAAACUCCCGGGACUGCGGUCACAUUGUUUGUUUUCCUCGCUUGUGUACGCUAAAACCAAUAGUGGGUGUGACGGCUUAGCAGCCUGGACGUUUACAUCUUUGGGACAUCAAUGCACUUGUAUUAUGUACAAACCCCAAAACCAGUGAAGUUGUCGCGUUGUGUAAAUGGUAAUGGCAUCGUCUUGCUGAAAUAAGCAGGGGCGUCCAUGCUAACAUUGCUUGGAUGGCAACAUAUGUUGGACUCUAGUCGGGACCGCAGAAUACUUUUCCGCUUUGCAUCAGUCCAUCUUAGAUGAGCUCGGGCCCAGCGAAGCCGGCGGCGUUUUCGGGUGUUGUUGAUAAAUGGCUUUGGCUUUGCAUAGUAGAGUUUUAACUUGCACUUGCAGAUGUAGCGACCGACUGUUGUUACUGACAGUGGUUUUCCGAAGUGUUCUUGAGCCCGUGUGGUGAUAUCCUUUACACACCGAUGUCGCUUUUUGAUGCAGUACCGCCUGAGGCAUCCAUGGUUCGUAGUAUCAUCGCUUACGUGCGGUGAUUUCUCCAGAUUUUCUGAAACUUUUGACUAUAUUACGGAGCGUAGAUGGUGAAAUCUCUAAAUUCCUUGCAAUAGCUGGUUGAGAAAUGUUCUUCUUAAACAAUUUUCUCAGGUUUUGUUGACAUAACGGUCCAAACCUUUUGCCUUGUUCCCUGAUGUAAAUGUCAUCACACUUGUGUUUUGCUCCAGGAAGUAGUCGUUUGUGUCAUUUCACUGUGGGAAAAAAAAAAAACAACAACAAAACUCCCGGGACUGCGGUCACAUUGUUUGUUUUCCUCGCUUGUGUACGCUAAAACCAAUAGGGGGUGUGACGGCUUAGCAGCCUGGACGUUUACAUCUUUGGGACGUCAAUGCACUUGUAUUAUGUGCAAACCCCAAAACCAGUGAAGUUGUCACGUUGUGUAAAUGGUAAUGGCAUCGUCUUGCUGAAAUAAGCAGGGGCGUCCAUGCUAAUAUUGCUUGGAUGGCAACAUAUAUUGCUUCAAAAGCUGUAUGUACCUUUUUCAGCAUUAAUGGUAAGUUACCCAUGCCUUGGGCACUGAUACACCCCCAUACCAUCACACAUGCAGGCUUUUCCACUUCGCGCCCAGAACAAUCCGGAUGGUUCUUUCCCUCUUCGUUCCGGAGGACACGACGUCCACAGUUUCCAAAAACAAUUUGAAAUGUGGACUCUAGUCGGGACCACAGAAUAUUUUUCCACUUUGCAUCAGUCCAUCUUAGAUGAGCUCGGGCCCAGAGAAGCCGGCGGCGUUUCCGGGUGUUGUUGAUAAAUGGCUUUGGCUUUGCAUAGUAGAGUUUUAACUUGCACUUGCAGAUGUAGCGACCGACUGUUGUUACUGACAGUGGUUUUCCGAAGUGUUCCUGAGCCCGUGUGGCGAUAUCCUUUACACACCGACGUCGCUUUUAGAUGCAUCCAUGGUUCGUAGUAUCAUCGCUUACGUGCAGUGAUUUCUCCAGAUUUUUUGAAACUUUUGACUAUAUUACGGAGCGUAGAUGGUGAAAUCCCUAAAUUCCUUGCAAUAGCUGGUUGAGAAAUGUUCUUCUUAAACAAUUUUCUCAGGUUUUGUUGACAAAGUGGUGACCCUCCGCCCCGUCCUUGUUUGUGAAUGACUGAGCAUUUCACGGAAGCUGCUUUUAUACCCGCCUGUUCCCAAUCAGCCCGUUCACCUGUGGGACGAUCCAAACAUAAGUGUUUGAUGAGCAUCCCUCAACUUUCUCCGUCUUUUUUGCCACCUGUGCCAGCUUUUUUGAAACAUGUUUCAGGCAUCAAAUUCCAAAUGAGCUAAUAUUUGCAAAAGACAACAAAGUUUACCAGUUGGAACGUUAAAUACCUUGUCUUUGCAGUCUAUUCAAUUGAAUAUAGGUUGAAAAAAAUUUGCAAAUCAUGGUAUUCUGUUUUUAUUUACCAUUUACACACCGUGACUACUUCACUGGUUUAGGGGUUUGUAGCACCGUGGAGUAGUACCGAAUGCUUCUCCUUACUCAAAGAUGAGAACCAAGUCUAGAAUGUCCCUAAGCUGUAACAAGUCAAGUUGUUGUCUACCUUUUUAACGUGAUGAACCGCUUCUUGCACGCUCUUGAACCCCCAGAGGAAACGCACGCAUGGCCAAAUCUCUCAGUUUAAUGUCUCCCCGGGCCGGACUCGCUCCACUGGAUGUCCACUCUGAUGGACAAAGACUUCACUGAUACCUGCCGUGCUUUGACGGCCUCGUGUAAAUAUCUCCGUGUCGUGGCACCUGGUUAGAAGGGCCCCUCGUUAGUUGUGGAUGUCGUCUCUUCAGAACCACUUAAAAGUAUUGGCUCCGUGUCGCGUUUCCACCACGAAGGAAACGCCGUCUUUCUCCUGCACUGUCCCGCCAGCACGAUGUGUAACACGGACGGACUAGAGAGAGCAAUAAUAAUAAUAAUGGUUAUUUAUUAUGACAAAUGUGCUGUCACAUAUUAAAGUUAAUAAUGAAAUAACAGGAAA